AAAAUUUGUGUGUGUGUGUGUAUAUAGGAAGGAAAAAAGUGUGUAUAAACUGUACAUAUAUAGAGAGAGAAAGCUUUUCACUUCGAGUACUUUUACAGUUUAUCACACAACACGGUACUUGACGGAGAAAAUGCAGAUGACCCAUCACGGAUGAAGAGAGAACGGAGUUGGAGAGUUCAAUUUGUGAGUGAAAGAUGGACUGAAAGUGAAAAUCUUAGCAGCUGGAUGGUUUUCAUGACAACAGCUGCUAACCAAGAUUCUGCAAACUAGAUUUUCAUCUUCAUUUAUCAAGAAGACUGCUGUAUCAUUUUUUCAAACUUGAUGAGGUUUUUUUUGAAUAUUAGCUUAGAGGCCAUUCCGGUGGAAUUGUAUUUUCUUUUUAUCUUCUGAUUGGUGCCUGACUGGGCAGGUUCAAGAAACCUGUCAUAAUUCGGCUGAAUUUUGAAUUCUUAUACUGGCCUGGAUCAGUUAUCUGGAUUAUAAGGGACAAGCUUUCCCCAAGUCAAAGGCAUUUGCAUUUUUGUUAUUUGCUGGAGUUAUGGGAACUUUGUUACACUCCGAAUCCAGGCGCUUGUAUUCUUGGUGGUGGGACAGCCACAUCAGCCCAAAGAAUUCAAAAUGGCUCAAAGAAAACCUUACUGAUAUUGAUGCCAAAGUGAAAUCCAUGAUCAAGCUCAUUGAAGAAGAUGCUGAUUCAUUUGCAAGAAGGGCUGAAAUGUACUAUAAAAAAAGGCCCGAGUUGAUGAAAUUGGUGGAGGAGUUCUACCGGGCUUACCGUGCAUUAGCUGAAAGAUAUGAUCAUGCAACUGGAGAACUCCGACAUGCCCAUCGAACCAUAGCCGAGGCAUUUCCGGAUCAAUUAUCUCAUGAAGUGGUUGAAGAUUCACCUUCAAAAUCUGUGGGACAAGAUAUGGAGCCCCAUACACCAGAAAUUAAACGUUCACUGCGUGCAUUAGUUGAUCUACAUGGCGUGGAUGUACCUCAUAUGGGAGAAAUUGAAGGGGGGAUUAGUAAUAUAGGUUUGAGACAAUUCCAUGAGAUUUUCUCGGGGAAAGAAACUGACACAAAAAAUCGAAGGUAUGCUGAAGGAAGAGUAAAGAGAGGUUUGAAUGUGGAAAAAGAAAGAAAAGAAGGCAUUAACGAUGAAGUGCUCCACUUGUCAAAUGAAAAUCAGAAUCUCAAAGAGAAGGUUCUUUCUGAGUCCACUAGAGCUGGAAAAGCGGAAAAUGAAGUUCAAGGACUGAAGAAAGCGCUUGCUGAUAUGCAAGGUGAAAUGGAAGAUGUCUUUCUUAAGUAUCGAAGGUGUCUAGAAAAACUAUCUAGUCUUGAGGGAGAGCUUGAUUAUGCAAAAAAUAAUUCUAUGCAGCUCGAUAAAAGAGCAAGUAUGGCCGAAAUUGAAGUUCAAACAUUGAAGGAAGCCCUUAUGCAGUUAGAGGCUGAAAGGGACACUGCUUUAGUCGAACAAAAGGAGUACUUGAAGAAGAUAUCUAAUCUGGAGGCUAUGGCUUUACAAACCCAAGAAGAUAUGAGGGAACGAGCAAUUAAAGCUGAAAAUGAAGCUCAAACUCUAAAAAAUGAAAUUUCAGCGUUGAAGUUUGAAAAAGAAACUGCAUAUCAUCAGUACGAACGGUGUCUUGGAAAAAUAUCAGAUUUGGAGAGCACAAUUGCUAAGGCUGAGGAGGAAGCCCAAUCCCUUAAGAAACAAGCAGAAAGAGCUGAAGCUGAAGUCACUGAACUGAGAAAAGGUCUUGCUAAGCUAAAGGAGGAGAAAGAAGCUAUUGCCUUCUUGUACAAGUGCUGCCUGGAGACCGUAUCAAAGCUUGAGCGUGAUAUAAGUCUUGCCAAAGAGGAAUGCAAUCGCCUUAAGAGUGAAGUUCUUAAUGGAACAGAAAAGCUCAAGAAUGCAGAAGAGAAGUGUUUUCUGUUGGAAUCGUCGAAUCAGUCACUAUGUUUUGAGGCAAAAAAUUUGGCAGAGAUGAUUGCAAUGAAAGAUCAAGAACUUUCUGAGAAGGAGGAGGAGUUGGAGAAACUUCAGGCUCGACUUCUAGACGAGCACUUACGUUAUGCCCAAAUUGAAGCCACUCUCCAGACUCUACAAAGUUUGCACUCACAAUCACAAGAAGACCAGAAGGCUCUGGCACUGGAGCUCAAGAAUGGUUUACAAAUGCUGAAGGACUUGGAAAUAUGCAAACAUGGCUUGGAAGAAGAAAUUAGGCAGGUUAAGGAUGAAAAUCAUAGCUUGAGUCAAAUGAAAUUAUCUUCAACUGUUUCAAUGGAGAAUAUGCAAACUGAAAUCCUUAACUUAAGGGAGAUGAAGGAGAGGCUUGAACAAGAGGUUUCCCACCAAAUGACGAAAAGUAAUUCGCUUCUGCAGGAAACUUUGUGUUUGAAAGAGGAAGUGAAAGGCUUAAACAGUACAUACCAGGCUUUAGUCGAGCAAGUGGAAGCAGCAGGGCUGAACCAAAACUGUAUUGGAACUUCAAUAAAGAGCUUUCAGGAUGAAAACUCUAGGCUGAGACAACUGCGUGAGCAGGAAAGCAAUGAGAAAGAAGCAUUGUUGAAGAAGUUGGAAAACAUGGAAGAACUUUUGAAGAAAAAGGCUGCUGCUGAGAGCUCCCUGUCAGACACAAAUGGUGAGCUUGAAAGAUCCCGUGAAAAGGUGAAGUCAUUGCAAGAAUCUUGCCAAUUUCUCCAUGGAGAGAAGUCUGCCCUAGUUGCUGAGAAAGCUUCUAUUCUUUCUCAGAUGAAUGCUGUUACUGAGAACACGCAUAAGCUAUUGGAGAAAAAUGCUGUUUUGGAGAACUCUCUGUCGACUGCAAAGGUUGAACUUGAAGGUUUGAGGGAAAAGUCAAAGGGCUUAGAAGAGAUUUGUCAAUUGCUUAAG
This is a messenger RNA of Olea europaea var. sylvestris, 2884 nucleotides long. RefSeq names its product protein NETWORKED 1D-like. The transcript is spliced from 5 exons. NCBI's taxonomy places the organism in Eukaryota, Viridiplantae, Streptophyta, Magnoliopsida, Lamiales, Oleaceae. Gene Ontology annotation, molecular function: actin filament binding. Gene Ontology annotation, cellular component: plasma membrane. The annotation marks the transcript as partial. The record is from RefSeq and is a predicted model, not a curated record.